Messenger RNA from Ogataea philodendri, 1113 nucleotides. RefSeq lists its product as uncharacterized. NCBI's taxonomy places the organism in Eukaryota, Fungi, Ascomycota, Pichiomycetes, Pichiales, Pichiaceae. The record is from RefSeq and is a predicted model, not a curated record. The transcript is spliced from 2 exons. The coding region runs from base 1 to 1113 and encodes 370 amino acids.
AUGGCAAAGAAACCGUCAAAAGUGCAGGAACUGGCCGAGCGGUACGGUCAGCCGGCAAGUCUGGAACGGCGUAUCAAGAACAUAGACGCCAGAACAAACAAGACCAUCACCGACCGCAAGUACCUUGAUAAACUGCGUGCAGACCUGGCCUUAUGGAAAGCGGCUGAGACCAAAGAGGUGCCGCAACAGCCACAACGCACAAUCAAAUUGUUUAAAAACUCGCUCUUCUACGAUGAAGAACUCAACCCAGCAGGUCGGGGCUUACCAAUCGCAGGAAAAACGCACACAGUUGGUGCCCACGGUGCUCCGCAAAUAGCUACGCUACACUCUUUGUAUAUUUCUAAUUGUUUCCAUUCAGACGCAUUAUAUACGACUGGCAUUCAUGAAUCUACUUAUUUCUCCUUGGCGAAAAGCUUCUCGACCUCGUCAACAGCCUGGGUAAGAACCUUGUCCUGGAACUUGGAGUUUUGCAGCUCGGCUUGCACCUUGGAAAUAACGGUGGAAGCCAAUUGUUCUUGCUCGUGUUGUCUAACCUGGGCCUCGUAUCUGACCCACGAGUCCAAGACAGACUUGGCCUCAGAGGCAACAGCAACCUUCUGCUUGAGCUCGAAAGCCUCGGCCUCCAAAGCAGCAGUCUCCUUGGACAUCUCGAAAAGAGCCUUGGUGGUGGAAACCACGUCCUUGAGGCUGGAAACUUGGUCAAUUCUGCUCUUGACAGCAUCAACGUGCUCGGAUCUGGCCUUGUUCAAGAUUCCAACAACACUGUCGAUCUGGUUCUUGGCCAUCUCUCCGUACAAUGGAGCAACAACCUUGGAAAUAAGUGCAACAAAUCCAAGAAAUGUCACCAACAAAAUGGACUCGUCGUUGACAACAUACAGCUCAGAGGAAAUGGCGUACACAGAAGCGGCGGCAGUGGUGGCCAGGAUUCCGGUCUUGGAAAGGAAUGAGUUACCUGGGAGCGAGUCGAUCAACGAGUUGGCCUUGGAUUUAGGGUCAACAGGCGUCGACAGACAUCUAAUGCCGACGGCUCUGUGGCCGAGGGUGGUCAUUGGUCUUGCGGAAGCUGGGCGGUUAGUCAAUGGGGCGCUUAUUUUACUUACCUCUAACUGCUAG